CGUUUAUGGAGAGGCUACAUUAUCCAAUUCCUUUAAAUCCAAAUGCCAAAUACCUACCCAACUCGAUUUCGAAUGUUUUGUACAGUAUUCAGAAAUUUGAUCAAAGUACGCUUGCUUGGCCAACUUGCCAACGGAAAACGAAUGUCUCAAUUGGAAAAGCAUUCACAUCGCCACCGGAAGUUCCGUUCGCCGGAACUGCAACCUGCGUGAUCCAAAAGAGAAGACAAUGUGCAUCCAGAUGUAAUGCUAAGGAGGUCCAGAAGAAUACCUUCUAUCAAAUUCUUCAAGCCAGCCAAGAUCAGCCGAGAAUUCAGCAGAGUUCCAGAAUCAAACGAAAAAGUAUCGACCCUAAAUUUAAAUGCGAUUUCAAGGACGACAGCAUUUACAAUGAUAUAUACGACAUAGUGAGGUCUCACACUCAAUACAAAAAAUUACCUCAAAUUGAAAAGCAGCCUGAGCAACAAAAGCCAUUUCCUCUGAAUCCUCCUGCGGUGGAAGUCUAUAAAGUUCGUCCGUUUGCAAACGAAAUCAAAGAACCAAGAAGCAAAACUCCUAAUUCAACAGCCAAGACAAAUAGACUUCGAGAAAAAACGAAUGAGCUUUCGGUUUCAAAAAGGAAAACGCAUCAGUCUAAGCCGAAGUUAGGAGAAUCAAAAAGUUCGAGGAAAAAUACAAAUAAACUUCGAGAAAAAACGAAUGAGCUUUCAGAUUCUAAAAGGACCACGAAUCAUUCUAAGCCGAAGUUAGCAGAAUCUAAAAGUUCGAGGAAAAAUAGAAAUAAACUUCAAGAAAAAACGAAUGAGAUUCCGGAUUCAAUAAGGACAUCAGCAUCUAUGAGUUUGCAGAAUCAGCUCUUAAAAUUUCAAACAAGGGAAAAUAAGCAGAAGCGCAAUUCAAAGUCCGAAAAACACAAAACAACCCAACAGUUGUGGCCAUUACGGGAUAAAGGUGCAGUUCGAAUCCCACAGAGAAGUAUAUAUAACGAACAAUCCAAUGUGGGUUCCGAGAUUAAGUCGAAUUUUUCCACCACCCAGCUUCCAGAUCCAGAUGGUCAAAAGGUCCAAGAGAUUUCCACUGAGGAGCAGGGAAACUUGGAGGAAAAGCCGGAACAGGAAACUGAAAGAGCGAGUGAUAUAAAAAGAAAUUCCAACGAAGAAUCAGGCAGGAGAAGAAGAAUGUCCAAGUUAAAACUAAAACUAUUCAAUGCCAAUAAUAAUGAUACAAUCUAUGUUGUUCAAGGAAGAAAUUCAAAAGGGUUUACACGUGAUUCGCUUUCCAAUAAACGUUCCGGAAAGGAGAUUUAUAAGAUUAAAGAAAUGAAAUUUCAUCCGUUUAAGGAACAGGAAGAAAUCUCGACACUGAAUCCGCAAAAGUCAGAUUCUUAUAUUCUGGGAAGAUCAAAAAAGCGUUUCAUUCCGAAUAGGACACGCGAAUCACGUGCUUCUAAGAAAAUCUCUACGAUUAAAGAGAAACCCCUGGUUGAAAGCAUAUCUGAUAUAACAAUUGCCAACAAUUUACAGACAAAUCUAAAAUCGAUGUCAGUAAAACCCAAGGAGCAGGAAGUCAAUGGCAUCACAGCGCCAGUAAAAGAAGAAAUAGUUUCCAAGCCAAGAAAAAUGUAUCCGUUGAAUAGUAUCUUAAAUGUUGGAAAUAUAUCCAGAACUAUCAGCAAUCCGGGCGACCAGAACGAAAAAAUGGUACAAAUUUCCAGUCAGAAAAAAAAACCGAAGGAUUCUUUUGAAGAGAACACUGCUCAUACAACUCUAUCUACUACUGAUAAGUUAAAAAGCAAAACUAAAACGACUUCUAAUGAGUCUCAAAUAAAAGAUAUAUCAAGAUUUUUUCUGCAUAAAUUACAACCGCCAACGCCAACAAAUUCUUUAGAAACCGAAAUUGAAGCCUUACCAGUUUAUCCUUACGAGGAGCACGAUAAUGAGGACGAGACCUCCUACAUUAGCGACAGUUUCUACUUAUCGGAUCGAAGGACCGUGGAACGCAAAAGCAUCCUGGAUAGGUUAAACCUGAAGAUUCGAAAAACCAAUCUUGAUAUGACGCCGGAAAUGUACCAGGAGAGAUUGAACAAAGUAAAGCAAUUUCUUAACCGACACAGCAUGACCGAGAAUACAGAUACGUCCUCAGUCGACAUCGAAGGAAUCCACCAUAGCGAUUUGCUCAUGUAUCCGUAUGCGGAAAUAUAUGAAAACAGGACGACCGUCACAAAGGUAAAGCAGCCAAAUGUAUCCGAUGCAAUUGAGGAAAAUUCGCAGCCCAUUCCAAGACCUCCAGAUGAUACUCGUAAGAUAGAAAAUGAACAGCCUGUUUGCAAAAACACCGCCUGCAUUAUAUGCCGAACUAUUAGAGGUAAUCACGGGACAAAGGAAGCACCUUUCAUGGAGCAGAUGAGAAAGGAGAAUAGACGUCGGGAACUAUUGGCAUACAGAGCAAAAAUUGAAGAGCCCCGUAUUAAAUUUUGUAACAUCCUGCCCAAGGAUCCUAUGAAUCAAACUAAAGCCAUUAACCUGCACGAUCUCAGCAAAAAAGAACUCUACACUCUGAAGAGUAGGAGCAAUAUUUUCGGCACUGCGAGUAGUAUGUCUAGAUUCCCUAAGAAAAGUAAUUUAAGUACUUUUCCUAGCGAAUCUUAGUCUAUUCCUCUUCUCAAAAAAUUGUAUACCUAUAAAUUUUCCCAGGAAGAGUAUUUCUGAUAUUUGUUUCUAAAAAAACAAUAAGUCAUUUGAUGCAUAUCUCUAUAAUUCAUGCGAUUUUGUCAAGAAAGUGCAAUCGUUGUUGACAGAUCCGCAUGCUUAUAAAGCCUAUAAAAAUAAAUGUAUCUUAUGACAAAGUCAACUUGCGUGGUAUUACUAUAG
Messenger RNA from Drosophila mauritiana, 2867 nucleotides. RefSeq lists its product as uncharacterized. The record is from RefSeq and is a predicted model, not a curated record. Bases 6 to 2645 code for a protein of 879 amino acids. Lineage: Eukaryota; Metazoa; Arthropoda; Insecta; Diptera; Drosophilidae. The transcript has a single exon.